Amaranthus tricolor (Joseph's coat) is the source of this 1011-nucleotide messenger RNA. RefSeq lists its product as uncharacterized. NCBI's taxonomy places the organism in Eukaryota, Viridiplantae, Streptophyta, Magnoliopsida, Caryophyllales, Amaranthaceae. The coding region runs from base 1 to 1011 and encodes 336 amino acids. The transcript is spliced from 2 exons. The record is from RefSeq and is a predicted model, not a curated record.
AUGGCCUCCUCUACAAACUCAAACACAAACACAAACAUUUUUAAUGCCCAAGUUAAUUGGGUACCUAUAUUUAAAGGGGAGAAAUUUGAUCAAUGGAGUAUGCAAAUGAAAUCAAUCUUCAUCACCCAAGGUAUUUGGGAAAUUAUUGAAGAUGGCUACGAGAAACCCAAAGAUGCCAAUGAAGAGGCUUCUUGGGAUGCCUCAAAGAGAGGCCAAUAUAAACAAAACAUAAGAAGGGAUCAUUAUGCCCUUUCCAUAAUUUAUCGUGGGAUAGAUGAAACAAUACUACCCACGAUCAUGGCCGCUACAACGGCAAAGGAGGCGUGGAGUAUCCUGGAGACAAAAUAUAGAGGCUCGGAAAAGGUAAUACUCUUUAAACUUCAAUCUUUGUGGGGUCAAUUUGAUAGCUUACAAAUGACAGAUAAUGAAUCAAUUCAAUCCUAUAUUGAUCGAGUCUCAAGUAUUGUUAAUCAAAUUCGAUCUAAUGGAGACACAAUUGAAGAUGUUAAAAGAAUCCGAAAAAUACUACGAACUCUUACAAAAAAAUUCGAUCACAUAGUGGCUGCUAUAGAAGAGUCUAAUAAAGAUUUAAGAUUGCUCAACAUGACUGAGCUAAUGGGCUCUCUAUUGGCUCAUGAAGAAAGAAUGCGUAGAUUUGAUGAGCAGUCGAAAAGUGGCCAUAACACAAGAGACUGUCGGUACAAAUGUAAAAGAUGUACACGACACUCUCAUUUUGAAAAAGAUUGUUAUUUCCGGCAAAAAGAAGAGGCCAAUUUUAUAGAAAAUAAUAACUCUAAUGAUCAAUUAUUUUAUACUUGUUUAAAUGCUCAAGAAGAGCAAAAUGACACAUGGUACAUUGAUAGUGGUUGUUCCAACCACAUGACCGGAAAUAAAAAUUUCUUUAUCACUCUUGAUGAAAAUAUAAAAUCACAAAUAACUCUUGGUGAUGGGAGUAAUCAGGAAGUUUUCGGAAAGGGAACAAUUGUUGUUAAAAAAAAAUGGCUCCUCUAA